Epithele typhae is the source of this 417-nucleotide messenger RNA. Its product is annotated as ubiquitin-conjugating enzyme. The coding region runs from base 1 to 417 and encodes 138 amino acids. NCBI's taxonomy places the organism in Eukaryota, Fungi, Basidiomycota, Agaricomycetes, Polyporales, Epitheliaceae. The transcript has 8 exons. The record is from RefSeq and is a predicted model, not a curated record.
AUGACUGCGCUACGGGACCUCAACAACAACCCCAUAGAGGGUAUGACUGUGGAGCCGACGGAGGACAACCUCUUUGAAUGGAAAUGCAUAAUCAAGGCAGCCUCAGAUAGUCCAUAUUCUGGCGGAAAGUUCAAGUUCACCCUUACUCUCCCCGAGACCUUCCCGUUCAAGGCUCCCUCGGUGACAUUUGCGACCAAGGUCUACCACCCUGGGAUCAAUGAUGAGGGCCAUAUCUGUGUUCCCGUUCUCCGUGAUCAGUGGAAACCCACGGUGUCUCUUUUGUCAGUACUGACCAUCAUUCAAGACAAGCUCAACAACCCCAGCCCCGAUGACCCCUUUGAGCCUGAUAUUGCGGCUCUCAUGAAGAACGACGAGGCUAAAUUCCUUGCGACUGCGAAGGAAUGGACCAGGAAGUGA